AUGUCUGAGAAAGGAGGCAAAGUAACCUUCAAGAUAACCCUCGCCUCCGAUAGUAAACAACCAUUUAAAGUUCUUUCUGUUCCUGAUGCAACUCCUUUCUCCGCAGUCAUCAAGUUUGCAGCAGAAGAGGAAGCUACGCGGUACUACGAGCGGCAGCUCUACAGUUCAAAACAUGCAGUCAAGGGACAAAAAAAUACUCCCAAGGAGUUUUGGGGUUUAUUUUGUUGCAAAUUUUUGUAG
This is a messenger RNA of Eimeria maxima, 240 nucleotides long. RefSeq lists its product as hypothetical. Lineage: Eukaryota; Apicomplexa; Conoidasida; Eucoccidiorida; Eimeriidae. The coding region runs from base 1 to 240 and encodes 79 amino acids. Gene Ontology annotation, cellular component: cytoplasm; nucleus. The record is from RefSeq and is a predicted model, not a curated record. The transcript is spliced from 4 exons. Gene Ontology annotation, biological process: protein K69-linked ufmylation.